UUAAAGGCCAUAUAUACAUUCAAAAGAAUCUUUACACAACAGUUUUAUAAUCCUAUAUUUAUAGUGGAAGAAGUAGCAUGUUCAUCGGAAAGCCUCACUGUCAUGCUGAAGAGAACAGAUCCUGAUAUUGCACGUUGGAUGAGUGAUCCAAAAUCUCAACCAGUGGUGUAUGUGUACGGUCACAAAACGCUUGUGCCAUGUGGAACAUCGUUGAAGAAUGAUAAAGGACAACAAAAUUUCAAUUUAACUAUACCUUACGGAAAGCACUGUGAUGUUCACCUUGCUGAUUUGGAACCGAACUAUCGAACAGCGGAAACUACGAUAGCACUCGAGGACAAUGUGGAUACCAGUAUAACCAAAGUUGUUCGAAUCAACCAUGUAUUUUGUCUAUAUACUAGAAGUGUUCAGACAAUACGAUACAGUGACGUGUCCUCAGCGCAUGAAGUAUUGGCAUCAACAGGUGGUAAACCGAAGCCCAAAGUGGAAAUGAUGUUUCGAAGUACUGAUGGAAGACCGUUACGCACUGCGAAAUUUGGUGACACCGUCGAAUUCUAUGUUGCUCUAACGCCUGAUAAAGCCUAUCACGGUAUUUCUCCGAAAGAAUGCAUGUUCAGUGAUCGUGAAGAUAUGCUCUCACCUGACGCUCGACAUCUGACAUUUGUUCAGAGCAGUUGUCCCGUACAAGAACUGUCUGAAAUUAUUGAUCCGUUAGCAAACGUCAAUGAAGAAGUGUAUUUCUCAAAGUUCAAAACUUUUCGUUUCGGAAAUCAGAGUACUGUAUUUGCACAAUGCACUGUCCAAGUGUGUCUGGACGGUUCGGAAUGCAGCUGUUUCAAACGUAUUUCGAACUCAAAUUUAACGGCAGAACGUUUACGAUUCCGACAUAAAAGAGCACCGACUCCAUUGUACAACAAGGAGGACCUCGUUGAGCAAGUUUCGGUGAGGGAGUCUCUAACAAUUCUUGAUGAAAUGGAAACAGAGGAAGGUUCGUCUUCAUUUUUUCCUCUUCUAAUUUUCAUACGUCCUUCUUUUCCCGGCUGCGUUUUAAAAUAUUCUAAGCGCUUUUUGAUUCCACAUCCGCUAAUGCUUUGCAUAGUUUUUCUCAUAGUUCUUUGUAUUGCAUCCAUAACCGUCGCUAUUUAUCUCGGUUACCGAUUAAAUUUUGAAGCAUUGCCUAGAAUGAUGAAAAAGUGA
Angiostrongylus costaricensis is the source of this 1194-nucleotide messenger RNA. The record is from the annotation of a GenBank genome assembly. NCBI's taxonomy places the organism in Eukaryota, Metazoa, Nematoda, Chromadorea, Rhabditida, Metastrongylidae.